Messenger RNA from Plectropomus leopardus (leopard coralgrouper), 441 nucleotides. Lineage: Eukaryota; Metazoa; Chordata; Actinopteri; Perciformes; Serranidae. The record is from RefSeq and is a predicted model, not a curated record.
UGCCGAUCAUCCCGACCUUCCUGUACGCCAUGGAGCAUCCCAGUCCGGAGCCGCAGACCGCCCAGCCCUCCCUGCUCCCUCUGCCCAGCCUCGGCGCUCCGGUCCUGGGCACGCAGUCUGAGCACAGCCCCCAGGCGUCUCCUCUGGUGUCCCUCUUUGACAACACCACCUUCGGCCUGCAGGAGCCGACCCCCGACUCAAAGCCCACCGACCAGACGACCACGGAUCCGCUGGUGGACAACACGACGGACUCCACGGAGUCCUCGUGUCUUCAGGACAGCGUGUUUCUGGAGGAGGAAAAUGUUCGUGUUGGUUUGUUGUUUGCCUCCAAAGCUCUCAUCCAGCUGCUCGUCAACCCCUUCGUCGGCCCGCUCACCAACAGGGUCGGGUAUCACAUCCCCAUGUUCGCUGGUUUCAUCAUCAUGUUUGUGUCGACCAUCA